AGCAACAGCAGCUGACAGCACUCACUGUCCAUUUACGUUUGAUUUGCAAUUUGUUUACUUAAAUAUAUUUAUUUGUUGUGUGAUUACGUUAUCAUUAUCAGAAAUAUAUUUGCGAUGCGUGAAUUAAUUAAACAUAAUUUAUCUGUUAGAAGUAAGUGAUAAACAUAAAUAUGACAUAAUGCGUUAAUAAUUUUAUACAAAAAAAGUGAGAAAUGCCCCGAGAACAUAUAAAAUAUUCAAGUAAUUCGUUAGUAAACAAUUCUGAUGAGGAAGAUGACUUGGAAAGCAAGUCAUCUCCAAUGAGUUACAAAGAGCGUCGUCGUGAAGCACAUACUCAGGCCGAACAAAAACGCAGAGAUGCAAUAAAAAAAGGAUACGAUACUUUACAGGAGUUGGUACCAACUUGUCAACAAACUGAUGUUUCUGGUUACAAACUCAGUAAGGCAACUGUACUUCAAAAGUCCAUUGACUAUAUCCAGUACCUACAACAACAAAAAAAGAAGCAAGAAGAAGAAAGGAAUGCACUGAGAAAAGAAGUUGUUGCUCUAAGAAUAAUGCAAACUAAUUAUGAACAAAUUGUUAAGGCUCAACAAACCCAACCAGGUCAAACAGAAACUCGAAUAUCAGAUGAAGUCAAAUUUUCAGUGUUUCAAGCCAUCAUGGAUCAACUUUUCCAAACUUUUAGUGUGGUAUCUGUAAAUAACUUCUCUGAGCUUUCUGCUGGAGUUUUUGGUUGGCUGGAAGAGUACUGCAAACCCCAAACAUUAAAAGAUACUGUGUUUCAAGUACUACGUAGACACAAUGGUCAAAUGAGAAGAUAGUACAUUUUUUACUUUAUGUGUGAUGUUUUUUAAAUUUAUAUAAGGUGGGCUUAAUGUGUAUGUGAUGCAGUGUUUGAGGUUGUAAACUUUCAUCCCAUUCAUUAAUAUUGUUACAUUUGGAAAAAUUUUUGUAAAAUAUAUAUAUACAUGUAAUAAAUUUGAAAAUAGUUA
Anoplophora glabripennis (Asian longhorned beetle) is the source of this 992-nucleotide messenger RNA. RefSeq names its product max-like protein X (gene bigmax). Gene Ontology annotation, biological process: regulation of transcription by RNA polymerase II. The transcript is spliced from 5 exons. The record is from RefSeq and is a predicted model, not a curated record. The coding region runs from base 213 to 821 and encodes 202 amino acids. Lineage: Eukaryota; Metazoa; Arthropoda; Insecta; Coleoptera; Cerambycidae. Gene Ontology annotation, molecular function: RNA polymerase II cis-regulatory region sequence-specific DNA binding; DNA-binding transcription factor activity, RNA polymerase II-specific; protein dimerization activity. Gene Ontology annotation, cellular component: nucleus.